GCUGAUCCAGUCAAAGUGAAGUGAAAUGUUAGAUUUAGGAAAGUGUACGAGGAGAGAGCUUAUACUUUUAGAGAUGUGGCAUUAAUCUUUGGACUUUUUUUUGGAACAUGUUACUCUGCGUGUUGAAAGGGAUGACGUGGAAAAUAAACGCUUGUGGGAUCAAUACCACCAAAUCAAUUUUACAGGGGGCGGUAUCUUUGACUUGUGUAAAGCCUAUUUUUCCUCAAAUCAUGCCACGUUUGAGAUUACGCCUGUUGUGAGCUGAGCUGUCAUCCUCCUCUUCACAAACACAGCUGCUGCUGCAUUGAGAGGACCGACAGAAAACUUAGUAAAAGUCCUCUUGUCGUUUGUGCGUCUUGCUGCUGUCCGCCCCGGCAGAGCAGCAUGCGGGACUGACGUGUGAGGAAUGGCAUCGGCUGUGUUUGAAGGCACGUCGCUGGUCAACAUGUUUGUGCGGGACUGCUGGGUCAACGGGAUCCGCAGACUCAUCAUCAGCCAGCGGGGAGAGGAAGAGGACUUCUUCGAGAUCAGGACCGAGUGGUCCGACAGGAAUAUUUUGUACUUGCACCGGAGUUAUUCGGAUCUGGGACGGCUUUUUAAAAGACUUGGGGAGUCCUUUCCUGAAGACAGAAGAGAUCUGUCCAAGUGUCCGCUGAUAGAAGGGCUGGUGAAAAUCAAAGAGGCAAACGACAUCGAGGAGAAAUUGAACGAGGUGGAGAGCUUGCUGAAGAAUGCGAUCAACAUGCCCUUCAAGUUUUCCAGGUCAGAGGUCAUGUUGACUUUCUUCGAGCGAUCACCGCUGGACCAGGUGCUGAGGAAUGACAAAGUCCACAGAAUCCAGCCCUGCUUUGAGAGUCCCAUCAAGAUAUCAGAAAUCAUGCGGUCCAACGGAUUCUGUCUGGCCAACACGGAAACAAUCGUAUUUGAUCACAGCCUGCCUGAAGAAAAAGAGAGACCCUCGUCUACUGACUCUGUGGAGCAUACGUAUGAUGAUGGAUUAGAGUUUCUGCCGUUGGAAGCAGACGACUGUGAUGAGGAAACAGAAGCGUAUGUCACCAACCUUUCCUACUACCACCUGGUCCCUUUUGAAACGGACAUCCUGGAAUGAAGAACGGACACCUUGUCGACGGACAUUCGAGGAGUAUUACAGAAACUCUUCAAUGGAUCCUGGCUGUGCAACGCUGUGCAUAGCUGCUCCACGUGUACGCUGCUACUGCUCAUCCCAGCAACCUCAGGAGGAGUUUUCUGCCACUUUGAGCAACAUCACCGGUGUGCCUCGCUCAGAGCCUUACUUAAAUGUUAAAAAAAAAAAAAAAAGAAGCAGGCGAGAAUGAUUUGAUAUGAGAUAGAUAGGGCCUGGUGUUUUAACAAAAGCUAUGGCAGUAUUAAUAGGGUGGAUGCAAACAGCUGGAGACGUUUCAAAACCCUGGAUAUAAAGGAAAGAGGUUUUAAUAUGAGAAAUUUAAAGUGUUGGACGAUUCAGUGAAUUGUCAGUUUUUCUACCUUCCACUCUUAUUCACCAGUGGAACGACAAGAUGAUCUACAUGGAGGCAUCUACAAAUCCUAAUGUCAUUUUAACUGCAUCCUCGGGAAGGUUCAUUCGCAGUGUUUUAUUCCUGUGGGAACACAGAGAGAUGUUACAAACCUUGGUUUGUGUUUUUUUCUCAUGGUGCCGUUUCCACCAGCAUUUCAGAGAGAUUUUUGGCUCAUAAAUAUCAGCUCAAAGCCAAAAGAAUAAAUUCUGGUUUCGUAGCUGUGAUAAAUAAGAUGAUCUUUAGUUUGAGAGAGCUUCAAGAUGCA
Labrus bergylta (ballan wrasse) is the source of this 1800-nucleotide messenger RNA. RefSeq names its product PX domain containing 1b (gene pxdc1b). NCBI's taxonomy places the organism in Eukaryota, Metazoa, Chordata, Actinopteri, Labriformes, Labridae. Gene Ontology annotation, molecular function: phosphatidylinositol binding. The record is from RefSeq and is a predicted model, not a curated record.